Priapulus caudatus is the source of this 5402-nucleotide messenger RNA. RefSeq lists its product as uncharacterized. Bases 127 to 3510 code for a protein of 1127 amino acids. The record is from RefSeq and is a predicted model, not a curated record. The transcript has 15 exons. Lineage: Eukaryota; Metazoa; Priapulida; Priapulimorpha; Priapulimorphida; Priapulidae.
GCUGUUUAAAGUGGGAUUACAAAACCCUCAGCCACGAAGAAAAUAACUGGCUUUAGUACACUUACUGCAUAUUUUGUAACAAUUUUGCAGCUAUAUCGGCAGUCAGCAUCAAUUUAUCUAUACCAGAUGUCAUCAAAGGCAAAGAGUAAACUUCCUCGCCCAGUUGGCAGCAGAACUAGAGACUCAAUUUUAGCUGGGAGAUCAUCCUUCAUUGUUUCUAAAUCUAAAUUAGCAACUAUAAGCUCCAAACCCUCAAAUGUGAACAGCAAGACGAGCCGGGUUAAGCCUAUCCCAAACUUCAAUCAGCUUCAUCAGCAGUGGCAAUCACAACUCGAUAGAGGGAAGUUGUGCUGCAAAAAAGCCAAUACCAGUGUGCACGAGUUUGAUUUCAAUAGUCAAUUGAGUUAUGCACCUACCCAGCCAAAGGAUGUUCUAUGGGAGCAGGACUUUGAAGCUGAUCCGGAGGCACUACAGAGUAUUUUGAAGCAUGAAGGUCUCUCACAACAUUCAGUGUUACAAGGCAGAGCGACUAUAGCUGCUGUACCUAGAAAUAGAAAAGGUAGUGAGCACACUGCAAAAUCGGGCACUCAACGCAUCCAGCAUAAAACUCCCAGCACCCCCCAGUCGAGACGUGUUCUAGGUCAGCUUCCAAGCGAUUUUUUACGCACACGACUCAACAAUGAUUCAUCUGGUAACUCUAGCCGGACAAACAUACAGCAGAAGUCGGGGAAUAGAAGCAAUGGGUUGAUCGGCUCCAGUAAGAAGCCGAGAAAAUCAUUUGUGGAAGAGCAGGAAGCAUAUAACAUUGAAUUUGAAGUCGACAAUAAUGCCCUGGCAAGCAUAAUCGAUAAUACGGGUAUUGCUGGAGCCCUCCGGAAGCAGCCAGUGGCCAACAAUAUAACCCGACAGACAUAUGGCGGUAGGAGUACACGAAAACAGCAGCAGCCUAGAGAGGGGCCAAGAAUGUCUAUAUAUGAUGCUGUUUCUCGACCAUACCAAAAUGCUAACGAAUUUUACACUUCAUACAGAGACAGAAUGAAACGAGUGUUUUCUGAGUUGGAUGAGAAUGAUGAAAAUGAUGCACCUCUCCGACCGUCACUACAUGGCAAGGUUCAACAGAGUAACCAUGGUAACAAACAUACACCGGCAGCAAUGAGGAUGCCAGCACAGGAGAGGGCUCAUGCAACCAGGUCAUCCUUGUAUAAUGCUUACACACCCAAAGCUAUGGUCACCAGCCCAACAUCCAUGCUUCUACAGAGGACUAGCAGGCUGUCGAUAUACGACUCAGUGCGGAUAACUAACGUCUUUGGCCACAUGGAGCCAAAAGUUAGUAGCACGCAGAAGAUGAGUGCACAAAGAAUGGCACGUCGGGUGCCCAAGGAUAUGAAACCUUCACCAGUCCUGCAAAAUGAUAGAGUCACUACUGAACAAAAGACAGGCAAGAAGAAGAACCAGGAGAAUUUGGAUCACAUGGCCAACAAAGAUGUAUCGCACAGCAGAGUGCAAAAGGACGUGGUGGCCAAAACAUUGACCUUUGGAGAGGAUCCGCCAUUGCCGAUUGCUGGAGAAAGCUGCCGGUCUUAUGAAUGCAGUCCCGAUAACAGUGCGAGCUUGGACGACAGCCUCGGUCUAAACACGACAGUAUUCAAUCAGCUAAAGGAGCUGGAUGAGAAAGAGAAACUCCUAGAGCUGGAAAUUCAACGGAUAGCAGAAGCUGAAGGUCACAACGGUGAAGGUCACAGUCGAGCCAAAGAUUUCCUACUCGAUCGGACUACGGACUCGAUCAGCGAGCCGAUUGCUCACAUGCACACAACACACAGUGGGACUGUACAGAAUCGUGGUCAGCCGAAUCAGCUUCAGCAGCAGCAGCAGCGGCAGCGGCCAGAGUCGGGGACGCAGAGCAGCGAGGAUGACCGUCAGCCGAAUCGUCCGUGCGGUUACAACGUUGGAGAGCUGGCGGGGUGUCUCGGUCGAGGCGCGGCUGCGUCUGGUAGGUCACGUAAUGCGCGCACCGACCCGCGCGUGAGAGCGUGGAGAGAGGACACCGAGUCGGUGACGGAGAAGGUGACAGAUCGACGACGUCUGGGGAGAACCGCCUCACAGCAGCAGCCAGCAGUCGCAGGUGGCACCUCCUCGGACAGCGCGAGAAGCUGCGUCGCGGAGGCGAGUGAGACACGCGAGGCAAAGUCGAACGACAGCGGCAGCGCUACGAGCGCGAGCGAGGCGAGGGAGGUCGGCGAGUCGAGGCGGCCCCUGUUCUACGACGACACGACGAGCCAGCACAUACUGCAGUGCCUGGAGCUGAUCCAGAAGCAGCAGAUGGAGCUGCUUCGGCUACAGGCAUCCUCUGUCGGGGCCACGCACGGCAUCUCCAAAACCGUUGAUAUAGAGGGCAGCAUUGAUCUUCUCCAGAGGGAGCUGCAGACGCUGAUGUCAAGCUCUUCUGCAGCGAAGAAGCAAGACUCGAGCUUCCUCUCUGGGAAGAGCCACUCUGAGAGCCACCGUGGUUUAGAACCUAGCGCAACGACCCGCACAGACAGCCCGCGGGGUUCUGAACCCACCGUGAAGACCCGUGUAGAGCAUGGCUGUGAGCCCACUGUGAAGGAUGGCAUGUUCAAGGCGCCCGCUGCAGCCACCCUCAGUAGAAGAGCCACGGCGGCGACUGAGACACCGGUGGCGGCCUCUGGCGGUCUGUCGCGCGAGGAAGAUGCGUCCGUCAUUGCUGGCCUCCUCGCCGGCACGCCCGCCGCUCACAUAGACUACAGUCUCACCAACAGCUUUGCUCCACCGUUCGUCUCGACGGCCGUCAAGAAGCCGCCGCGCACGCCCGCUGCGACGUUUGCGCCCGCUGUGCUGCUGCAUGCAGAGGGCGCCGGCGUAGCUCCGACCCCGGCGAGGUUGACCUCGUCGCUGCUGGCGACGCCGCAGGUGCACCGGCGCUGCGCGGAGGCACGCGCUGUCAGCGCCCCCAUCAGGACUCCGCUGGCGAUGAGAAACGCCGCGAUCAGCUACACGGUGGCACAGCACCUGUCAGGGGUGGCUAAACCCGCCCACCGCCCGCUAUUUGAGGACACAAUCAACCUGUCAAGCGCGUUGCCACCGACGCCGACCGUGGGCCUGCAGGCGCUGGAAGAGAAGCUGUUUGAGCGGUACCGGAGUGACCAACCGAAGGUACAGCCUGAAAGGGAACAAGUGUCUUUCGACAAGACUAAAACCUGUACUGCUAGCAAUGGCUCCUCUCGUACACUGAGACAGAGCCCUAAGGAAAUACCCACUCUUCUUGCUCAGGUCACGCUGCAGCAGUCGUCGCAGAGGUUUCACGACGUGCUGUUGGACGAGGAAUGCGCGCUGCACAUGUGCUACCAGCUUCCGGCGGCCGGCAGCACCCGCUGUCGAGACCCUGUCGCCACCAUGCUGUUCAUGGGAGAUGAUAUGCACUUUGUCCCAAUCCACAACGUCAUGAAGAUAUCAAGUCACGUGGGAGAGUCUGCAUUUGCACGAGCCGUAUGAGCGGUGAGGAUGCACCCCAUAGAUGGAAGCAGAAUCCAGGUUGCUGAUUGUCUCAGUGACCAUGUCAUUGACCUUAUCCUUGGCUAGGUCAUAAACCAUGUCCUUGGCUGUGUCAUUAACAAUGUCAUUGUCUGUGUCAUUCACAAUGUCAUUGACUGGGUCAUUAACAAUGUCAUUGACUGUUGCCAUGACUGUGUCGUUGACCGUUCUUUCGACUGUGUUUCUCAUUCAUCGUUUCAUCGACUGUGUCCUUGACUGUUUUAUUAAGCAUGCCAGUGAUGAAAUCACUAGUUAAUUUGACCAGGUUAGUGACCAUGGCCUACACUAUCAUUCACCAUUCCACUGGCUGUCUCCCAGACUGCAUUAUUGAUCGUGUCUGAGACCUCGAAGGCAUUUCGUACCAACGACCAAGUCACCUUGCAUUUUCAGAGAUUCAUAAUGCAGUUCAUACAUGACAGAUUUCAUACAGGUAUGUGCUCACAGUAGAUACACAGGGCGUUACACAAAUUCCACUCUCAACAAGAGUGCUUGGAAUUUGGCACGAUAAGGGAUACAUGCAUUGUGUAGAGUAUUCACGUCACAUACCCGUGUUAGCUCGUUCUUACGAGCUUUGAUUGAAGGAUCCGCCUUUUGUAAUGUGUAAUAUAUUACCAUGAAGUGUCAUGGUUUUAAUGAUAUAGCAUUAGUGUAUAAGCCGAUAUCAGGGGUAAUUAAAAACAAAAUAAAACGUUUGUUUUUAUUCACUCCUGCCAAUGUUUAUCAGCUUCAGGAUUCUCAGAAGAUUGGGUGUGCAUGCUGGUUAAAUCUGCAUUCAUGAGGAAUCAGUCGAUGAAAUCACUUUAAGCCUUGCUAAAUAUAUUAAUAUUAUCUCCAGAAAAAAACAACAACACCUCAUUGCCUAAACCUGCCCCAUGACUUGGCAUUAGUCUGUGUUCACCCCUGAACACCUACGUUUGUUCACCUUGGUGUUCUUGUAGGUAUUUACAAGCAAAAGCAUGCUUCUUCAUCUCAGUAAUAUAUUAAUGCACAGUAGCUGCAUUCUGAAGAGCAUGUUGUAAAAGACUUGAGCAAUAUGUACUGUUUUAUGUACAGUUACAGAUGAGCAGAGACAAAAAUGUGAUGCAUCAUACUUAUCAGAGGUCGUGUUUUGACUUUGGUUUUCCAUGAGUGCAGGUUAAACUAUAAUGUGCCACGUCUUAAUAUAUAACUUGCACUAUAUAACUUGUUGUUAUAGGAACAAUGUGUAUACAUAGAGAAUUAUAAACCGUUUAAUAAUAGAUUUAUUUCAUCAAUCAAUAACAGUUUACUACGUAUGUUUGUUUGUGGUCAGCAAUUAGUUAUUGUUUUCGUGUUAUCGUAUUUUAUCUCUUCUCUUCUAUGAUUUUUCUUGUGGAGUAGGAAAGUCGUAAUUGUGCUUAUUGCUUUCGUGGAUUUAGUUGGUUAUAUUAUUAUAACAGCAGCAUGAUAUUUUGUAUAGGGAUGCAAAAUCAAUUACCUAAUCCAAUGGGGUGAAAUUUAAACGUUUUAUCAAGUUUGUAUAUUAAAAAUCACGUAAAAAAUAGGGGCACCAUGUUAAUAGAUCCCAAGCACGCUUUAUUCAGUCUAUUGUCUUUACCUCUUAGUCUAUCCCAUGUUACAUUAGGAUGGUCGAUCCACUACCAUACUGUAGUAACAGCUAACAUUAUAUUAUAUGGUAUACAGUUACUUGGGUUUUCCCGUUUGGGUGUAUUGUGGUGCAUGUGAGUAACAAUUGUUCGUCGAUAAAAUGAGGUUGUCUUAUUACGCAGUUUCUUCGUUAUUAUUCAGCAUCACGUUGGUGUAUUUUUACGUGUAGUCAUAUUACUCGUUCACUGUUAGUUUGAUUCUGUAAAUAAAUUUUUGUUGAAAAUUCA